This is a messenger RNA of Pipistrellus nathusii (Nathusius's pipistrelle), 837 nucleotides long. The record is from the annotation of a GenBank genome assembly. NCBI's taxonomy places the organism in Eukaryota, Metazoa, Chordata, Mammalia, Chiroptera, Vespertilionidae.
AUGGAAGCGCCGGAGGAGAAAGAGGCGCAGGUUGCUGCGUGGUUGAAAAAGAUGUUUGGAGAUCAUCCUAUUCCACAAUAUGAGGUCAAUGACCGGACCACAGAGAUUUUACAUCACCUUUCAGAACGCAACAGGGUCCGGGACAGGGAUGGCCACCUGGUAAUAGAGGACCUGAAACAGAAAGCAAGUGAAUAUGAAUCAGAAGCCAAGCAUCUUCAAGACCUUCUCAUGGAGAGUGUGAAUUUUUCCCCUGCCAGUCUCUCCAGCGUUGGUUCUAGGUAUCUGAAUGCUUUGGUUGACAGUGCAGUGGCCCUUGAGGUAAAGGAUACCUCAGUAUCUAGUUUUCUCUCUGCAGUGAAUGAUUUGACCUCUGACCUUUUUCGUACCAAAUCCAAAAAUGAAGAACUCAAGCUUGAAUUGUCAAAACUUGAAAAAAAAUUAACUGCAAGUUUAGUAUUAGAAAAAUGUCUACGAGAGGAUCUCAAGAAGACAGAGUUGCAACUGUCUGCAGAAAGGGCCAAAGUUAACAAUCGUCUUCAGAACAUGGACUUCCUAAAAGCAAAGUCAGAGGAGUCCAGGUUUGGAAUCAGAGCUUUAGAGGAGAAACUUGCAGCCAGAGGCAUGGAGGCUUCUCUGUCUCAUCAGUCAUUAGUGGAGCUUUCAGAGAAACUGGAAGAACUAAAACAACAGACUAUACCUUUGAAGAAAAAAUUGGAGUCCUAUUUAGAUUUAAUGCCGGAUCCAUCUCUUGCUCAAGUGAAAAUUGAAGAAGCAAAGCGAGAAUUAGCUGCUAUUGAAGCUGAACUCACAAAGGAAGUGGAAAUGAUGGAACUGUGA